Messenger RNA from Syngnathoides biaculeatus (alligator pipefish), 2931 nucleotides. It is a transcript of the gene asip2b, whose product is annotated as agouti signaling protein, nonagouti homolog (mouse) 2b. The coding region runs from base 134 to 517 and encodes 127 amino acids. Gene Ontology annotation, biological process: hormone-mediated signaling pathway; neuropeptide signaling pathway; positive regulation of feeding behavior. Gene Ontology annotation, cellular component: extracellular region. The transcript has 3 exons. The record is from RefSeq and is a predicted model, not a curated record. Gene Ontology annotation, molecular function: neuropeptide hormone activity; type 1 melanocortin receptor binding. Lineage: Eukaryota; Metazoa; Chordata; Actinopteri; Syngnathiformes; Syngnathidae.
GACUUCAGUUGAAUCUGCUUUAAAGCCCCCGAAACCCAUCAAGUGAGCAGGCCGCACAUCUUGGCUGUCUUCGUCUGGACUUGGACUUAUUUUUUUUUGUGGAAAGAACCUUUUAUGAAGAGAUUACGGCAUCAUGAGAAAAAUAGGGCUAAAAGGGAAAUACUGCUUAUUUUUUUUGCUGCUUGUUGUUCAACUGUACUGCAUCGUGGACGGCAAGAAAAAUACGACGAAGCGGAACAUCGACGCAGCGUGGACCCAAGUGAAGACCAAACGGAUAUUUGCAAGACAGAAGCUCUCCCCGCCGAUGGAGAGUCGCAACGCGAAAUGCAAGCCAGCGGAGACAGCGCCAACGCGUCACUGCGGCCCCCCGAGGGAGGGCUGCCCCUCCUCCGGCGGGCCGUGUUGCGGCCCCUGCUCCUUCUGCCGCUGUCGAUUUUUCAACGCCGUCUGCCGCUGCCUGAGGAUGAAGCCUCCGUGCUUGAUGAGGAAGGAAAUUCCGUGCAAGCACAGGCGUUAAGUCAACAUGGUGGAAUUUUUCUGUCAUAUAAUUAAUAUAUGAUAAUAUACAAAAAUUUAAAAAACUAAAAAAUGCUAAAAAAGAAAAUGUCAAACUAUUGAUAAAUAAUGUGGAGAUAAGUGCUGUAUUCCUGUAUUUCAAUCAUACUAUUGGCAAAAUAACGUUUUCAUUUUUGUCGUGGGCCACAUUAUAUUUAUGGUUUCCCUCAAGGGGGUCAUCAUGACUAUCAAAGCAUAAAAUUGAUCACCUCAUUACUGUAUAUCACUACAUAUACGCAACAAAUUGAUGGUUUUCACAUCAGAAGUUAAAGGAUAAUCGCUUGUUCAACUACAGUAUUGCUCAAGUUACUAUGAAGGCAUUUUGCUAACAAGAAAUGCUCUCACUAUGUCUCCACUUGAUUAUUAAUUACAUCUGACACUUUCAAAACUCAGUUCAGACUUAUUGAAAAUCAUGUUAUGGGCCACAUCGGGCCCCCGGGCCUUGUAUUUAACACUUCCAUAUUAGAACAUUGAAACUUUAAUAUGGCACUCAGGCAUCAAAAUAUGCUGUAUUUCAAGUAGACCAGGGGUGCUCAAUGUGUCGGUCUUGGUUGAUCGGGGACGGUAGGCCCAAAAAAAAAAAAAAAAGACGUCAGCCAAUGUUCCCUCUAAACUGUGCACGUGCGCAAUUGUGCACUGCUGGUGCAGGCUCUUUGCAGAUAUUCAGUGUUGCGCGCAAAAAAAAUUAAUCCAAUGCAAAUUGAAAGUAUAAGAUACAGCUAUUCACUUUGUGGCAUUUUGCAAUGUGAUUCAAUGAGUGAGGGAUGACUUGUUGUUACAUCCAAUGGCACAAUUCACAUACAUACUGUAAAAAAUCAAAAGAAGAAGCCACUGGUUUCUUUUAGGGCGCACACGGAACUUUCUCCAACAACUACCGCUGCUCGGCCGCACUCUUUUUCCUAGUUUACCUUACAGCCCCUCCUCUCCCGCUCUUAAAGACUUACUGUAUACUCAUAAUUACAAAUGUUACAGUACUUCCGCAGCCCAUCAAAGUGUUUUAUCAUGAAAGCAUCCACCACCGCUGCUUUAGUUAUCAACACAGUCUGGGCAACGUAGAGCAAAGACGAGCUAGACAUGCUGCUUAUGUUUACUUUUGAUAUUAAUGGAGAAAGUUAAGAAAGAAAUGCUGUUGUUCUAAGAUGCAAUGACUGUCAGAGUAUGUGAAUAAUCAAAGAAAAAUUAAAAAUUGGUUAAACUGCACGAGAUUUUCUCUUUUCCGAGUGGGGAAGGUCCAGUCUGAAGCCAAAGUAGAAAGUGCAGGAUGAGAUGGUGCAUAAUGUUAAAAUUCACACAUGCACAGCCUGAUCCAGGAUGAUAGCACAGACAAAUGCACAGAAAGCUAAUUCUGUAUUGUAAAUAUAGGAGGCAACAUAACAUUAACCUUAAAAUGGUUUGGGAGUGUCAUCAUCAUCAUCAUCAUCCCACCCAACCCCCCACCCCCUCCCCCAACUCCUGUCCGUUGGUAGCUCACGAGAGGCUGGCUGCUUGAAAAGUAGCUCUGGGGGUAGAAAAAAAAAUCUGGGCACCCAUGAAGUAGACGCUUUCAUUCUAACCUUUUUGAAGAGGAAUAAGGAAUUAAAAACAGAAUUCACCGUUUUAUUCCUUGUCUGAGAAGUCAGAAAUGAAACAAGCCUAACAUUUAUCCAGUAAAUAAUUUUUUUUCCCAAUUCUAUUUAAACAACAUAAUUAUGUUCUCUACUUAACAAAUGAAAAUGGAGAAGUAUUUGAAAGGUUUCUACACACUGGUGAAUAACCAUUAUGUAAACAUUUCAAAAGUUAUGAUUAUCAUUUGUAGCAAAGAGGAUGUGUUUAACAGGGUGUACACAUGUAAAAAUUUGAUUUGCCCUCAUAAAAAUCCAUAAAAGUACGCUAUAUGCAUGCUUGGUUACACGUGCUAUCAUUUUUGUUAUUGCUCAUCAGGAGAACUCUCUUACUGCUUAUUCAUGCUUUUUACGAGAUUAUUAUUAUUUUUUUUAUCCUUGGGCUGAACCUACCAGCUAUUGGCUCACUGAGUGUAAGAAAAUGUCUCAUAUGUGAUGUGUACAAUAAGAAGAAACAGAAGGUAUACUACAGAUGGAGGAGGAAUGAUGGGUGUGCAACCUGUGGCCCACUGGCCACGUGGGUCCAACUGCCGUCUUCAAUGCGACCCACUGAGCUUUUGCAUUAUCUAUUAUCCGCUGUCCUGUAUUGUUGCAUUCAUUUAUUUGUUUUUCUUUUUAAAAAAAAUGUCAUUAAAAUGCAAUUAUAACAUUUUUAUUUCUUUAUUACCUCAUUAAAUAAUUAGUUUGUUGUAUCAUAAAUGGACCGUUCUUCUGUAUCAAUGCCAUUUGCAUGCACAGGAAAUAAAAUGUAUAAAAUAAAAUUAUGGAAAAUGCA